Molecule: messenger RNA, 639 nt
Organism: Adineta ricciae
Lineage: Eukaryota; Metazoa; Rotifera; Eurotatoria; Adinetida; Adinetidae
Source: the annotation of a GenBank genome assembly
AUGACUGAAUACAAACUUGUCGUCGUCGGUGCUGGUGGUGUGGGCAAAAGCGCAUUGACAAUUCAACUUAUUCAGAACCACUUCAUCGAUGAAUAUGACCCGACAAUUGAGGAUUCCUAUCGAAAGCAAGCGGUUGUUGAUGGUGAAACAUGUCUACUCGACAUUCUUGACACUGCCGGACAAGAAGAGUACAGUGCUAUGCGUGAUCAAUACAUGCGUGGCGGCGAAGGCUUUCUUUGCGUGUUCGCAGUCAAUAAUGCGAAAUCAUUCGAAGAAAUCAAACAAUAUCGUGAACAAAUAAAACGAGUAAAAGAUGUCGAUGAUAUCCCAAUGGUUUUGGUAGGAAAUAAAAUUGACUUGCCAACACGCACUAUUGAUUUAUCACAAGCAAAAGAGUUCGCUGCAAAUCUAUCCAUGCCGUUUGUUCAAACGUCAGCUAAAACACGGCAAGGUGUCGAAGAAGCAUUCUAUACCCUCGUGCGAGAAAUACGAAAAUAUAAAGAACGAACGCGGAAAGGUCGGAAAAGUAAAUCCGGUAGCAGUGGCUUGAAUAGUAUUGGAAAUAAAACUUCCUCCAAAGAUGGCCGUAGUAAAGGUGUGAGACAACGCAAUGGUAAACGAAGUUGCAUUUUAAUGUAA